Mya arenaria is the source of this 2705-nucleotide messenger RNA. Its product is annotated as L-sorbose 1-dehydrogenase-like. Gene Ontology annotation, molecular function: flavin adenine dinucleotide binding; oxidoreductase activity, acting on CH-OH group of donors. Bases 49 to 1866 code for a protein of 605 amino acids. The transcript has a single exon. The record is from RefSeq and is a predicted model, not a curated record. NCBI's taxonomy places the organism in Eukaryota, Metazoa, Mollusca, Bivalvia, Myida, Myidae.
ACCAUUUAAACUUGAAUACAUUUUUAUGACCUGUUGUUUUAUCUUACCAUGGACUCUUCGUCUUUCGGUAUUGUUUUUGCGAGCAAGUGGACACUAGCUAUAGUUUUUGCUGCGAUAAGUUACUAUAUGUGCAAAGGACAUUACACAGCUGAUUCUGUUAAGGUUGUGGACGUGGUUUAUAAUGAGUAUGACUAUAUCAUAAUCGGGGCUGGAUCUGCCGGCUCUAUCCUUGCCGCACGACUUUCUGAAGAUCCAAGAUCGUCCGUAUUACUUCUAGAAGCCGGCGAGACCCUGGUGAAGGCGCCUAUCUUCUACGAACCGUGGAGAUACAUACAUCUGCUGAACUCAACAUACGACUGGGCGUUCCUGACCGUGCCCCAAAGGAACGCUUGUCUCGGAAUGAAAGGCAGGAGGUGCUUCUGGCCCAGGGGUCGAGUGGUGGGCGGCUCCAGCAGCAUCAACGUCAUGCAGUACACCAGAGGGUCGCCCUUUGACUUCGACGAAUGGGAAGCAAAUGGUUGCAAAGGAUGGGGCUUCAAGGAUGUUCUUCCUUACUUUUUAAAAUCCGAAGAUAUGCUCAUGUCGGAAUUUAAAGACUCCAAGUACCACAAUGUUGGUGGUCCUUUGGCUGUGUCUGGUGGGGACGUGACUCCACUGGCCCAGGUGUACAGAGAUGCGGCGAAAGAACUCGGGUACGCAAUUACUGACUACAAUGGAGAAUCACAAGAAGGAUUCAACAAGAUACAGUACAACAUUCGAAAUGGCGAAAGGAGUAUGCCUGGUACCGAAAUGCUGAUGGGAUUGGAUAGAAAAAACCUUCACAUCUCCGUCAACAGCCAUGUCAGUAAGAUUGACAUUCAUAAAAAUGAGGCCCAAGGUGUGUGGUUUAUCAAGGAUGGUAGGAAGAUGUAUGUGAGGGCCAACAUGGAGGUCAUUCUCUCGGCGGGGACGGUGGGAACACCCCAGCUCCUAAUGUUGUCGGGGAUCGGUCCUAGGAGACAUCUGGAAGAAAUGAACAUUACUGUGGUUGCUGAUCUUCCUGUCGGGGAGAAUCUACAGGACCACGAGAAAGUCAGCGUUUGUGUGGGAAUCAAGCAGCCAUUAAGCAUAACACCGAGCGUUCUUAAUAGCUGGAAAAACUGGCUUAGGUAUAAGCUCUUUGGGACCGGACCACGAUCCAUAGCGAUAACAGAUGGAUCAGCGUAUGUACACCUCAAUGACUCAAGUAAAGGCAAGAAAUAUCCGGAUUUACAGUUCGUUAUAUAUAGCACCUUCAUAAGGAAGAACAUUUUCAAUUACAAUGAUGAUGUUGCCAAGGAAAUGAUUCCGGAAAGCGAAGAAGCGCACGGUAUAUGCCCGUUCGUUACACUAACACACCCGAGGGCUAGAGGGACGAUAAGGCUCGCCUCGGCGGACCCGUUCGACUAUCCAGUUAUUGAUCCGAGGUAUUUUGAAGAUAGACGGGAUAUUAUGGAUCUUGUCGGCGGAAUACGAAUCUGGGAGAAAAUGUUUCAAACAAAGGCUAUGGCUUUUCUUGGAAUUAAUCUCAAUGAUUUGCGUAAGUCCUUUUGUUCUGAGUUUGAAUUUCGGUCAGACGUUUACUGGGAGUGUAUUGUCCGGCACACGGCGGUGACUCAAUACCACCCAACCUCUACGUGUAAGAUGGGACCCGAUAACGACCAGACUGCAGUCGUGGAUCUGCGUCUGCGCGUGAGGGGCGUCGGACGCCUGCGUGUGGUGGAUGCCUCCGUGUUUCCGGCUGUGACUUCCGGUAACGUGAACGCUCCGACCAUGAUGAUAGCAGAGAAGGCGGCGGACAUGAUUCGUGGCGUGAAUACGGUGCAUCAUUUAACCAGGGAUGUCUGAUUUAGCAUGUAUGGUGGACAUAGUAUGUGUCUUUCAAAACCUCAAAUACGAAGACAUUGGGCUGAUUAUAAACACACACACACACACAAAACUUUGUUAACUUUAAAAGCCGCUGUUAAGUCAGCGUUAUUAAUUUUCAAAUAUUUCCUGCUCUGAAACUUUAAUGGAUACACUGCUUCCAGUGAUGUGCAUUUUUUAAGAGUUGAGGCAACGGUGUCCCGGCUGUACUUGUUUUAUACAAAAGUAUGAGAACAUCGUCAAAUAGUUCAAGUUUAAAAGUUAAAGCUGCACUCUCACGGAUUGAACGUUUUGACAACAUUUUUAUUUUUUGUCUUCAAACGAGCCAGUUUAUGCGCAAAAGCAUGAAAACCAGUUAUAUAAGACUGCUGACGAAAAAUCAGAUCGCAGAUUUUCAUAUUUAAGUUCAAAAAAUGAUGUUUUAUGCAUUUUUCUUAAACGGUUUAAGCCAUAACACAUUUUUUAUCAGCAAUCUUAUAUCAUUAGUUUGCAGAUAUUUACAAAAAAAUGGCUCUUUCCAAGACAAAUAAUAAAAAAAGUUGUAAAAAUGGUAUAUCUGUGAGAGUGCAGGUUUAAGCGUCCAAGCUUAGAGUUUAAUUUUUGAAGAUUUGUCCAAUGGGAUUGCACUAUUUUUCAAAUCUAGCGUACUGGGCGAGUACCUAAAUCGAAACAGUACCUAAAUAUGGAACACCCAUUAUAAAAGUGUUUUUCGAUCGAGAUCAGUUUAUUUACGAUUUUAAUCAAUAAAGACGCUUGCUUCAGAUACAAGUUCCAAUGAACACGAUUUUCCGGUAAGUAUUUAAAAUACUGCGAUCAUUUAA